UUGAAGCUCCCAUGGUUAGGUGAAGCGAGGUUGAAAGUAUCGAGUUGGAAGUUGCAGCAAGAACAACAAAGCAAAGGAUGCAUUGGUUGGGUCCCGACGUACCUAUUUUUGACCCAAAUUUCAGUUACGAUCACAAUCCCUACUCCUACGACGAUGAUCUCUUUCGAAACGACGACGUUCCGCGCAGUCUCAACAAUGCCGUUGUGGCCUGUCACCACGACGGAACCUCCCCACUCCCCUUGGGUAUGGAUUGGAGCCCUCCGCCGCGGGAAUGGGCGGGUCGGAACACCGUUUGGCCGCGUCAUCCUCCCACCGGUUGGAGUUUCUGCGUCACGCUUCCUUCGUGGGUUACCGUUCCCCAACCGCCACCUUCUGAUCCCGUCGUUUUUUUUAGGGUUCAAGUUGGUAUACAAUCCCCUGAAGCAACCACCACCACUCGAUUAAUAUUACGCAGAUUUAGCGACUUCGCUGGCCUAUAUUCUGAACUGAAAAAAGAAUUUGCUAUGAAAAAUCUGCCUCCACUUCCACCCAAAAAGAUGCUCAGAAUUAAAAGCCACGCUCUUUUGGAAGAGCGACGGAGCUCACUAGCAAAUUGGAUCGAGAAGUUGCUAUCCGACAUUAAUGUAUCAAGAAGUGCCCCGGUGGCAAUAUUCCUUGAGCUAGAAGCUGCUGCUAGAUCAUCCUUCCAUGAAGUUAACGAGCAUCUGGAUGAAACCUCUGCUAAUAGAACUACACCUGCACAAGUGUUUCAGGAUAAUAACUCUCCUGGUUCAUAUGCUGCAUCUGUUUCUGACAAUGAUAAACUUUCUGAGCUGGGAGCACCACAGCAUGGAAGGGAUAAGCAUUCUGAUCAAAUCAUGGAUAAUUCAACAUCAGAGCAUGGGUUAAUUAAUCAAAGUGAAACAGCUGUUGAUCAUGCCACAUCUGGCAAAGACUUUGUUAAUAAGGAUAAUAGUAGAGACAAAGAUGCUAUGGCUCUCAACCUGGAUGGAACUGAGUUUACACGCAACUUGAAUGUUCAUAUUAAGAAACUCUCUUUGGAAAGCAUUGGAAAUGACUUAAAUUCUUUAAAGAAUACUGAAACAACUUCAACCACUUUUGUUCAGGAUGUUGCACACGGCCUCAUCGAGAGCCAUGAUGAAGCGUCCAGAAACUUGGACUUAUUGUUGACUUUUCCGAUGGAUGACCGGCACAAGUUAAACAAAAUUCUUAAUACCCAGAAACAGAGACUGGUCACUGCAAAAGCAGAUGUCGAAGAUCUUAUAGCAAGAUUGAAUCAAGAAAUGGCUGCAAGACAAUAUCUUGUGACAAAGGUCAAAGAUUUGGAAGUUGAACUUGAAACAACUAGACUGAACUGCCAAGAAAACAUGCAGCAGGCUGUUUUAGCUGAAAAGGAAAGGUUUACACAAAUGCAGUGGGAUAUAGAGGAACUUCGGAGGAAAUGCAUGGAAACAGAAUUGAAAUUGAAGUUAGAAGAGGAUGAAAGGCUGCUAGCAGAAUCUACAAAAGCAUCUGCCAUUCAGGAGAAGCAAAUGUUGCAGCAAGAACUAGAUGUAGUUAGAGAACAACUUAAAAACUUGCAGAAACAUCAUGAUGAAUCAAAGACAGAUAUGAAGGUUCUAAUCAAGGAGGUAAAAUCCCUUAGAAGUGGUGAGUUAGAUCUGAAGCAGCAGCUCGGUGAAUUGAUCAAGGACAAGUUAGAUUUGGAGAGAAUUCUCCAGAAAGAAAAGCAAAGAAUGGAAAAUUCACAUAAUGCUAAUACAAAGUUGCUGCAUGAGUGUGCAAUCCUGCAGAAGAGGCUUCGCGAGUGCAGUGUAAAUUUCCUUGUUGAGGAGGAAGAUAAGCUAAAUAUAGACACUUCGCCAUCUGAUGCUCUAGAUUUAUUGGCUACAUCAGAUAAUCGGAUUGGUCUCUUGCUUGCAGAGGCACAGCUCUUAGCACAAGAUGUAGAUGAUGCUGUUGUUGCUGUGGAAGAGACCCGUGAUACAACUACCGACAGUAUUGUGAAAACUUAUGAUGAAUUGAGGAAGAUGCUGGCACAUAUGUUUGUAGACAAUGCCAGUUUAAGGAAACAAGUCAAUUCGGUUAUUCGAAGUGCUCUAAAUACAAAUGUCAAUUCUGAAGAGGAAAGGGAAGAAAUCCAUUUACAAAAAACUGUCUUAAUCAAGUUCUUAGAAAAAUAGUAUGUCCAAUCCUACACCGUGUCUAUUACUGAGUUACACGUUAGUUGUGGCUUAUAAUUUUUUUCACCUGUAUCUUUUCAUCACAUCUAGUGAACAAAAAAAUAAGUGUCAAGCUUGUAUACUGUACUACUUGUAGUCAAUGAGGCUAUUGGUAGCGCAUCCAUCAAUCAAUUAUAAUCUAUAAAUAAAAAUUUGAUCAAUAUAAAGAAAGCAA
Messenger RNA from Vigna unguiculata (cowpea), 2397 nucleotides. RefSeq names its product Phox (PX) domain-containing protein. Gene Ontology annotation, molecular function: phosphatidylinositol binding. The record is from RefSeq and is a predicted model, not a curated record. Gene Ontology annotation, biological process: protein transport. NCBI's taxonomy places the organism in Eukaryota, Viridiplantae, Streptophyta, Magnoliopsida, Fabales, Fabaceae.